Pseudocercospora fijiensis CIRAD86 is the source of this 714-nucleotide messenger RNA. RefSeq lists its product as uncharacterized. NCBI's taxonomy places the organism in Eukaryota, Fungi, Ascomycota, Dothideomycetes, Mycosphaerellales, Mycosphaerellaceae. Gene Ontology annotation, molecular function: protein C-terminal S-isoprenylcysteine carboxyl O-methyltransferase activity. The record is from RefSeq and is a predicted model, not a curated record. The transcript is spliced from 2 exons. Bases 1 to 714 code for a protein of 237 amino acids. Gene Ontology annotation, biological process: C-terminal protein methylation. Gene Ontology annotation, cellular component: endoplasmic reticulum; membrane.
AUGGACGAGUCGUUAUUUCCAGGAGGCUCACGCGAUCUGUCAAGAAUCGGAGUGCAAGCAUUCGCACUGGGAAACUUCCUCUCAGCCGGACUCAUUCUAGCAGCCUAUCUCGUCAAGAUCGAGUCGCUAUGGUGGCGUUUGCCAGCCUUCACUGCUGCCUUGGCCUUCUUCCAUUUCAUGGAAUACUGGACUCAAGCUCGGUACAACACUCCAGCCAUUCGAGCUGACAGCUUCUUACUGUUCACAAACGGCUGGCAGUAUAAUACCGCGCAUUCGCUAGCUACCGUUGAGCUCGUGCUGUCUUGUAUCUACCCAUCCUAUGGCCAAGCCUACGUCUACCCCUACACAAUCGCUGCAGGACUGGCUCUGGUCUUCGUCGGCCAAUUUGUCAGGAGUCUUGCAAUGGCACAGGCCGGAGUCAGCUUCAAUCAUGUCAUUUCGCGAGAGCGUAAAGACACUCAUAAGCUGGUGACCAAUGGGAUCUACAGCUUCUUCAGACACCCAAGCUAUUUUGGUUUCUUCUGGUGGGCUUUAGGCACGCAGUUGCUGGUUGGCAACAAAUUUUGUGUCUUUGGCUACGGACUUGCGCUAUGGAGAUUCUUUUCCACUAGGAUUCGCGCCGAGGAGAGAUUGCUCUCUGACGAGAAGUUCUUUGGCAAAGACUAUCUGGAGUACAAGAAGCGCACGGGGACUAUGAUUCCCUUCAUCCCAUGA